AGCGUGGUGCUGAUUGGUCUGCGGCGGUCACGCGGCUCUGGUAGGGCCGUGACGCCCGCGGCGGCGGAGGGGGUCCGGCUUGUCAGAGUCCCCAGAAAAUAGAAGUAUAUUUCAUAAAGUGAAAAUCAGAAGUAGCUGCUGACAUAGAAGUGCACUAAGGAUCAUUUCUUGAGGACAUUUUUUUAAGAUGUGGUGAAGAGCCUGUAUUUUCCCCUGUGUGGUAUAUAGUGCCUUAAAAAAUGGGGUUUGGAGGUGACCUGAAGUACUCUCAUGAUGCUUUAUUAAAACUGCAAGAUUGGGAGCUGCGACUGCUGGAAACAGUGAAGAAAUUUAUGGUUAUGCGAGUAAAAAGUGAUAAGGAAUAUGCCUCUACUUUACAGAAUCUUUGUAAUCAAGUAGAUAAAGAGAACACUUGUCAAUUGGAUUUUAUCAGCAACGUGUCCAAGUCUUGGUUGCUUGUGGUACAGCAAACAGAACAGCUGAGCAAAAUAAUGAAGACGCAUGCAGAAGACCUUAAUUCCGGGCCUUUGCAUAGGCUUACAAUGAUGAUCAAAGAUAAGCAGCAGGUUAAGAAGAGUUUCGUAGGUGUUCAUCAACAAAUUGAAGCAGAGAUGUACAAGGUCACAAAGACAGAACUAGAGAAACUAAAAUCUAGCUAUAGACAACUAAUAAAAGAAGUAAAUUCUGCCAAAGAAAAGUAUAAAGAAGCUGUGGCGAAAGGAAAGGAGACUGAGAAAGCAAAAGAUCGGUGUGAGAAAGCCACUAUGAAGCUUCAUAUGUUGCAUAAUCAGUAUGUGUUGGCACUGAAAGGAGCACAGUUACAUCAGCACCAGUAUUAUGACACUACACUUCCUCUGUUACUUGAUUCACUACAGAAGAUGCAAGAAGAAAUGAUUAAAGCCCUAAAAGGAAUCCUGGAUGAGUAUAGCCAGAUCACCAGUCUUGUAACAGAAGAGAUUGUGAAUGUCCAUAAAGAGAUCCAGACCUCGGUUGAACAGAUAGACCCUAACUCUGAGUAUGAUGACUUCAUAGAUACACACAGGUCAUCAGAAGUUGUUGAGCAAGAAAUAGAGUUUGAUACAUCUUUACUAGAAGAAAAUGAAAACCUUCAGGCUAAUGAGAUCAUGUGGAAUAAUCUGACAGCAGAAAGUUUACAAAUCACGUUAAAAACUGUAAUAGAAGAACUGAUUCAGACACAGCAAAACCUUUUGAGCAAAGAGGAACUUGUUUUGGAACUGGAGAAAAAAAUAGAAGAGUCCUCUAAGACUUGUGAAAAGAAGUCUGAGUAAGUCAAAAUGAAAUUU
Neopsephotus bourkii (Bourke's parrot) is the source of this 1304-nucleotide messenger RNA. RefSeq names its product tyrosine-protein kinase Fer-like. Lineage: Eukaryota; Metazoa; Chordata; Aves; Psittaciformes; Psittacidae. Gene Ontology annotation, biological process: regulation of actin filament polymerization. The transcript has 9 exons. The record is from RefSeq and is a predicted model, not a curated record. The coding region runs from base 240 to 1289 and encodes 349 amino acids.